Messenger RNA from Adineta steineri, 774 nucleotides. The record is from the annotation of a GenBank genome assembly. Lineage: Eukaryota; Metazoa; Rotifera; Eurotatoria; Adinetida; Adinetidae.
AUGGUAAAGACAAACAAAACACAAUGUUUUACAUGUCACAGAGAAAAUAAUACAUAUACCUGUGAAGGGUGUACAAACAGAUUUUGUGUAAUACAUUUAACAGAACAUCAACAAAUAUUAAAUGAACAAUUACAUCAUAUUAUUGAUGGUUAUAAUCAGUUUAAAGAAAGAAUUAAUCAACAAAAACAAAGUCCACUUAAUCAUUCAUUAAUCAAAAAAAUUGAUCAAUGGGAAAGAAAUGCAAUUGAAAUAAUUCAACAAAAAGCGCAGGAGUACAGAGAUGUUGUCAUUGAAUCAUUACAAACAUGUAUUAAUCAUAUUGAAACGAAAUUUAAUGACUUGAACAAACAAAUACAACAACUUCAGAAAGAAAAUGACUUUAACGAAAUUCAGUUAAAUCAUUUAAGAAAUCAAUUGAGAAAAAUUACAGAAGAAUUACAUAGUCCAUCAAAUAUUUCUAUCGAACAAGAUUCACAAGCAUUCAUUAACAAAAUCUCAAUAGUUUCAGAAAAAAAAUCAAAAGUCAGCAAAUGGAAUCAAAAUGCUAUCAGUAUGGCUGGUGGAAAUGGAGAAGGACAAGAAUUAAGUCAACUUAAUCGUCCUUUUGGAAUCUUUAUUGAUAAAAAGAAAAAUAUUUUCAUUGCCGAUGAUUGUAAUCAUCGUAUUGUUGAAUGGAAAUAUAAUGCAAAAGAAGGACAAAUUAUUGCAGGUGGAAAUAACAGAGGAAAUCGAAUGGAUCAAUUGAAUCGACCAACAAAUGUGAUUGUUGAUUAA